AAGUGUCGUUUUAGCAUAAAGCUCUCCAACCAAGAUAAAUGAAUUGUUAUAAUUUUUUUCCCAUUGUACCCUCAUUUUAAUCCACCAUAUACUUUCUCUUUCUAAAUAAAAUUCAUUAAUAUAAGUACUCAUUAAAUUAUUUACUUCAAAUAACUAAUUCCAUAAUUUUCUCCACAUAACUCUCUCUCUCUUCCGUUGCAUUUUUCAACUACUCCUAAAUUUUUGGAAUUAAUAUUGCUUGCUAUAGGAAUACGUACUGCUUGCAUUUUCAUUAAUGGCUAAAGGAAAACUUAUUGCUUAUUGUUUCAAUGAAUGGCUAAAGGAAAAAAUAUUCCCUCCAAUUAUUUUAAUAAAAACUUAAGUUUCCCACCGAAAAAUUAAAACCAGUAGUACAUAUAGUAUGGUUUCAUAUUAUAAGUUCAAAAUAUUUACAACUCAUAAAAUAUGGAUUUAGAUAGUGAUACAGAAACAUCAUUAACAAACCAACAUAUAUUUGAGUUAUAUGAGUUUGAUGAAGAUAACUUAGAAGAGGAGUUUGAAGCAACCAAUAAUAUUGAUGAGUCCUGUGAAGAUAACUUACAAGAGGAGGUUGAAACAAACAAUGACACAGUGUAUAUUGCAGAAAAUGUUGAAGCAGAACCUAGAGAAAAAAAGAGAUUAAGAAUCUUAAGCAAUGAAGAACGCAUGUAUAUUUAUCAUGAGCUACUACAAAAAAGCGUUGAUGGAAAAUUACGUAAAGGAGCUACAAAUGAGGUGGCUUCAUCAAAUUCGGUUCCUCUAAGAACUGUUCAACGUAUUUGGAAAAGAGCAAAAGAAAGUGAAACACGUGAUGUCUCUCAUAGGAAGACAAAAAAUUGUGGACGUAAGAGAAUCUCAAUUGAUGAGAAUCAAAUUCGUGAACUUCCUUUCAGUCAAAGAACAAACAUUCGAUCUUUAGCUUUUGCGUUGAAAACCAAUCCAACAUCGGUGUUCAGGCUUAUAAAAUCAGGGGCUAUACGGCGUAAUUCAAAUGCCAUAAAACCACUGUUGAAAGAAGAAAACAAAAUAUCUAGGCUGGAAUUUUGUUUAUCAAUGCUUGAAGGUACACCACAUGAUCCAAUGUUUAAGAGCAUGCACAAUAUUAUUCAUAUUGAUGAAAAAUGGUUUUAUAUGACUAAAAAAUCCGAGAAGUAUUAUUUGCUCCCAGAUGAAGAUGAGCCAUAUCGGACAUGUAAGAGCAAAAAUUUCAUUGCCAAAGUUAUGUUCUUAGUUGCUCAAACUCGACCACGAUUUGACUCAGAAGAAAAUGAAACUUUUUCGGGUAAAAUUGGUGUUUUUCCGUUUGUUACCCAUGAACCGGCUAUAAGGUCAAGUAUUAACAGAGUUGCGGGAACAAUGGUAACAAAAGCAAUAACUACGGUAAAUAGAGAUGUGGUAAGAUCAUUCCUUAUUGACAAAGUUCUACCCGCUAUAAGAGAAAAAUGGCCAAGAGAUGAAUUUGAGUCAACAAUAUUUAUCCAGCAGGAUAACGCAAGGACGCAUAUAAACCAUGAUGAUCCUUUAUUCCGUGAAGCUGCCACCAAGGAUGGGUUUGAUAUUCGUUUAAUGUGUCAGCCUGCAAACUCUCCAGAUUUGAAUAUCUUAGACCUUGGUUUUUUCUCGGCUAUACAAUCAUUGCAAUACAAGGAAGCACCGAAAACUAUUGAUGAACUUAUCAGUGCAGUGGUGAAGUCAUUUGAAAAUUUUCCUUCAAUUAAGUCCAAUCGUAUAUUUGUAUCAUUGCAACUAUGCAUGAUAGAGAUCAUGAAAGAGAAAGGUUCCAAUAAAUAUAAAAUUCCUCAUGUAAAUAAGGAAAGGCUUGAAAGAGUAGGACAACUACCAAUUCAAAUUAAGUGUGAUCCAAUAUUAGUACAAGAAGUCAAAAAUUACUUAAACAUGGAGUAA
Lathyrus oleraceus (garden pea) is the source of this 1923-nucleotide messenger RNA. RefSeq lists its product as uncharacterized. The record is from RefSeq and is a predicted model, not a curated record. The transcript has 2 exons. Gene Ontology annotation, molecular function: nucleic acid binding. NCBI's taxonomy places the organism in Eukaryota, Viridiplantae, Streptophyta, Magnoliopsida, Fabales, Fabaceae. The coding region runs from base 445 to 1923 and encodes 492 amino acids.